Molecule: messenger RNA, 1795 nt
Organism: Cherax quadricarinatus
Lineage: Eukaryota; Metazoa; Arthropoda; Malacostraca; Decapoda; Parastacidae
Source: RefSeq, a predicted model, not a curated record
CCAGUGAUAUAUAAGCCAGGGUGGCGUUUCCAGCAGUCUCAGUGCCUGCACUACUUGUGAGAUCUACUGUUCUCUUCCAGUCCCCCUCAUCAUGCGUCAUUCAGUCACUCUUUUAGUAGUGGGGUUGGCUAGUGUGGUGAUGGCUCGCUAUGCACCCACCAGAGACCACAAUCAGGACUGGCUCUCCCUCAUAUCCGGCAAGCAACAGCUCAAAGAUGCUCGCAUCAUCUACACGCUACUCAAGAAUGAUCCUGACUUCUAUAUGGGCAAGAAAGAAAACCAAGGGUUUGACAGUAGCGAGAAGGACUUCCAAGGCUUCCAACACCCCUUCUACUACCACCAGAAGCAGCAACAGGGACCUUCCAGGGAGCCUUUCGUCUUCAGCAGGCUGGGGAACUUAGGACCCAUGGACACACAAACCGUAGUAGUGGAAAUCCCCUUCAGACACGGACGCCUUAUUGGGGAAGGAAAUCUUGGAGCUCAAGCCCCUUCUCAUCCUAUGAAGGAUAACCUUCUACCAGGAACUGUGUAAAACACACAAUAACCUUAGUAGUAUUGAACCUAGAAUUAUUCGCUGUUUACCCUUCGGUUUUCAUCUGUAAUAUUGCCACUAACAAUCUUUCAAGGGAUAUUCUCAUAUUUAAGGUGGUAGGCUUCGACUAGAUAAUGUCAGUGCCCCUGGAGAGGAUGGCACUCAUACCUUGCCAUAAAUAGUUAAUAGAGGCUGUAUUAAAUAUCCAGUUCCAUGGUUUUAUAUAUGAAGCUGCGUUAACAUUAAGUGUUUCCCUUUAUCUACAGGAUUAUAUCAUUUUACAGUACUCCAUAUACUUCUAUCAAGUGGGAUGGGUCCUUUGCUUUGUAAACUAUCUCUCCCACCACUCGACUAUAGCCACGUUAAGCAAAAAAAAUCAUAGGCUAUAAAUCUAUCUUUUGUCUGCCCUCUUAUAUGCAAGUAAGCACUGAACAAUGGCUAUAAUUGAUUUUCACUUACCGUCAUUGAGCCGAUUGGAGACUUCAUCAUACUUCUGGACACUUUCAUUCGAGUAACCCACAUUUAGUAGUACAUAACGCAAAAAUUUUCGGCCUACAUGAAACCCUCCUCAAGUAGACUGCAAGUACUAUGUGCGUUUUAUUAAAGUACCGAAUGUGGAUUACUCGACUGUAUUACCCAUACUGUCUAUGUAUGGUUCACUUAGUCUGGACACUUAGAAAUAACUAUGACUACGGUUGUAAUUUUUAUUACUUUGCAAGCACAUGAGGCUCCUAAGUGUUAACUACUGUAUUUCGAAGAUACCAGUGGAUGACAAAAAUUAAAUGACAUUUCAUGAAAAUGUGGAGGAAACUAUAAAUAUUGUAACAUGCAAAUUAUUUAAUAUGUGAACAUAAGACACUGUUAUAUAGAAAGGUUGUUAUUGUCAUAAUAUAAAAGGCUGGUGAAAGAGCAUUAUCUAUGUUUUAAGUUUAUAAUAGGAAUUUAAAUGAGGUCAUAAUAUAGAGCAUACAAAGGCCAAUGUUUCAAUUUAUGAAGAUUUAAUACGAUUCAAGUACUAGGCUGCAUCACUAAUAGAAAAUGGUGGCAAUAAAUGCUGUCUGUUAUAGUUAAGCCUAUAGUAACACUUUAAAAAAGGCUAUAAUGAAAUGAUAGACACAAGUACAAAUGGGAUUAAAUCAUACUUUACUAAAUCUUGUUUGAAAUCUGGGAACUCCUCUUGCAAGUAAAAAAUAAGCUGUAGAAAAUGUGUAUUACAAAAGAGAAUUAUAAUUGUAUAAGUGUUUAAUGACAAACAAAUAUAGA